UCUCAGACAGAGCAGGGAGGAGGAGCAGAGAGGGAGGAGUCGAGAGGAGGUGGGAACUGUAGUCCAGGCAGCUGCAGAUGGUCGUCACAGUGAGUCGCAGAAGUUGUGAGAAAGUUGUACUGAUAAGGAAGAUGCACAUAACUGUUGUUGGAGCAGGAGUGAUUGGGCUCUCCACAGCAUUAUGUAUCCACGAGAAUUACCACCGCAUUGUACGACCUCUUAAGAUUGAAAUCUAUGCAGAUAAAUUCUCCCCACUCACCACCAGUGAUGGAGCAGCAGGGCUGUGGCAGCCAUAUUUAUAUGACAAUGGCAACACACAGGAAACCAAAUGGAACAAAGAGACUUUUGAUCACUUGCUCAAAUUUGUCCAUUCAUCGGAAGCUCCAAACAUGGGACUAUUCCUGCAAUCCGGUUACAAUAUCCUUAAGGAACCAGCGCCUGAGCCAUCCUGGAAGGAUAUUGUCCUUGGGUUUCGGCAUUUAACACCCGAAGAGCUAGAACUGUUUCCUGGCUACAGCUAUGGAUGGUUUAACACUGCGAUAAUGAUUGAGGGAAAACACUACUUACCAUGGAUGAUGAAGAGGCUGGAGGAGCGAGGAGUGAAGUUCGUUCAUAAGAGAAUUGAAAGCUUUGGUGAACUGGCUGUACAAGGAGCAGACGUCAUCAUUAACUGCACUGGAAUACGUUCUGGAGAGCUGCAGCCUGAUCCGGAAUUAAAACCAGGCCGAGGGCAGAUCCUAAAGGUGCAUGCACCUUGGAUGAAACACUUUAUUUUAACUCAUGAUCUGAAGACUGGUGUUUAUACCACACCAUAUAUUAUACCAGGCUCAGAGUCUGUCACAUUGGGAGGAAUUUAUCAGCUUGGAAACUGGAGUGAGGAAAACACUUCUGAGGAUUACAAGUGGAUUUGGGAAAACUGUUGUGAGUUGGUGCCCAGUCUUAAGAAUGCAAAGAUUGUGAAUGCCUGGGCCGGAUUGAGACCAACACGCAGCAAAGUGAGACUGGAGAGGGAAGCCUUUGUUUCUGGAUCUAUGAAGAGUCAGAUAAUUCACAACUAUGGCCAUGGUGGAUAUGGCCUAACAAUUCACUGGGGAUGUGCAAUGGAGGCAGCUAAGAUCUUUGGGCAGAUUAUUAAAGAAAGGAACCUUAAAAAGACUCCACAGUCUUCCCUUUGAUUUUGACACAAACAGAAAUUGGAUAUGAAACUCCCACAAAACAAGUUUUGAGCCUGAAGACCAAGUUUCUUGCAUACCAUAUUGGUAAAAACAUUCAAUCUGGCUAACUUGCUAGAAGUACAAUUUAACCUUAAAAUUUUGCAAUUCAUCGAGUAUAAAUUAAUAUUCACACGGAUUCACCCAAAAACAGCUUGACCUUUUGAUUAUCUUACAGUUUAACAUUCAGAUUAGUCCAUCUGAAAGUUAAAUAAGCUUUGUGCUAACUGACCUAUAAGAUUAAAAAUUCUCCAGAAGUUGACCUUGGACUGAUACAAAUUGGUAUGAAGCAGUUUAGUUAUCUGUCUAUGAAAUCAUCUAGUCCCUGCCUCCUGUUUAACCCUGUAGCCAUGUAAAUAACAUUGUUUAACAUCAGACAAUAAAAGGAUUGUACUUUGUUGUAAUAAA
Messenger RNA from Xenopus laevis (African clawed frog), 1619 nucleotides. It is a transcript of the gene dao.L, whose product is annotated as D-amino-acid oxidase L homeolog. Gene Ontology annotation, biological process: D-serine catabolic process; L-proline catabolic process; D-alanine catabolic process. Bases 78 to 1175 code for a protein of 365 amino acids. Gene Ontology annotation, cellular component: presynaptic active zone; peroxisome; peroxisomal matrix. Lineage: Eukaryota; Metazoa; Chordata; Amphibia; Anura; Pipidae. The record is from RefSeq and is a predicted model, not a curated record. The transcript has 11 exons. Gene Ontology annotation, molecular function: D-amino-acid oxidase activity; FAD binding.